GGUCCCAUUGUGAAUAUAGUCGACAGCGCCAUGCCAAACCCUCAAGUGGAAGAUCUGAGUGUCACUUUGGAAAGGAAGCCGAUUUUGCCGAAGCCCCCAGCCUUCAUUAGCUACAACAUGGUGCACAAGCUGGAGUGCAAGCAGAAGCGCGAAAUAACUGUGCCCGUUCCAACCGCACCGGGGACAGCGACGGCCGGCGGCGAGCCGCAGCCGCCGAAAUGCCAGUGGCAGUCGCCCAGCAUGCUGAUCGUGUUCGAUGGGGGAGAUCUGAACAGCGCCCGGCACCAUCUGCUGAGCUCGCUGCAAGAUCCGUUCCGCAAGCACGCGGUGGCCACGGUGCUCAUCCAGGAGAGCGUGCGCGAAGUGUUCAACGAGCUGCUGAUCGGGAGCAUGAAGCCGCUCGACCCGAAGAUCUACAAUCAUCCCAACUACGUGCGCUCCAAGGCCAAGCUGGCGCAGUGCAAGGCCGAGACGAUUGUCGGUGACCCGAAGGUGGUGCCGGCGCAUGCCUCGCCCACAUUGGUGUGCGAUCUGACGGACAAUUUCCUGGGCGAUGAGCCCACUGGCAUCAUCACCAUGCACACAUUCCGCACGCCCAGGGACGCCACGCAGGUGCUCCAGAAGGAGACGAUCAAGUACAGCUUCGUCAGCAUCUGGAACGAGAAGGUGGCCAGCGCCUACGAGAUCUGCGCCCUGCUCAAAAACGAGAUCUUCAUGAUCAAUUGCUUCAACGUCGACCUGACGCCCAUCCUGCCCAAGGGCGAUAACUUCACCACCGAUGUGAAAAUCGAUAAGGGCUACCAUUACGAGCGCCUCACCAUCAAUCAGAAGCGCAAGAUCAUUGUCUUUGCAGUGGGCACGAUCUUUGCCAAUUGAAAUGCCAUCCAAAUACUCCAGCAUGUAUAUACAU
Molecule: messenger RNA, 910 nt
Organism: Drosophila arizonae
Lineage: Eukaryota; Metazoa; Arthropoda; Insecta; Diptera; Drosophilidae
Source: RefSeq, a predicted model, not a curated record